Molecule: messenger RNA, 912 nt
Organism: Penicillium pulvis
Lineage: Eukaryota; Fungi; Ascomycota; Eurotiomycetes; Eurotiales; Aspergillaceae
Product: isocitrate lyase/PEP mutase family protein
Exons: 2
Coding region: 1-912 (303 amino acids)
Molecular function (GO): catalytic activity
Source: RefSeq, a predicted model, not a curated record
AUGACGAUUAACCAAGGUGCUACCAAUCUACGACGGGUCCUCGCGGAUCCUAAUGGCUUCGUUGUGGCUCCAGGCGUGUAUGAUGGCAUGUCAGCACGUAUGGCACUUGCAGCUGGAUUCGAUGCGCUGUACAUGACCGGUGCAGGCACCGCAGCUUCCGUCCACGGACAAGCAGACUUGGGCAUUUGCACUCUUAACGAUAUGCGGAACAACGCCGAGAUGAUCGCAAACCUCUCCCCCUCCACACCGCUAAUUGCCGACGCCGAUACAGGCUACGGAGGUCCGAUCAUGGUAUCCCGGACAACAGAGCAGUACGCCCGAUCCGGCGUCGCAGCCUUCCACAUCGAAGACCAAGUGCAAACAAAGCGCUGCGGUCACCUCUCCGGAAAACUGCUAGUCGACACAGAGACCUACGCAACUCGGAUCCGGGCUGCGGUGCAAGCUCGCCAGCGAAUUGGCAGCGAUAUCGUGGUUAUUGCGCGCACGGACGCUUUGCUGGGACAGGGGUACGAGGAGAGUCUGGUUCGACUCCGAGCCGCGCGCGAUGCUGGAGCGGACGUGGGAUUCCUGGAGGGCAUUUCUUCCCGUGAGAUGGCCGCUCAGGCGGUGCGAGACCUUGCGCCUUGGCCUUUGGUGCUAAAUAUGGUUGAGCAUGGGUCUACCCCUUCGAUCUCGGCAGCUGAGGCGCGCGAGAUUGGUUUCAAGAUGAUCAUCUUUCCUUUUGCGACUAUUGGGCCUGCGCUUAUGGCUAUGCGGGAGGGGCUGGAGAAGCUGAAGCGAGAUGGUUUGCCUGGUCUGGAUAAGGAGUUGACGCCUCAAAUGCUCUUCCGGGUGUGCGGGCUGGAUGAGAGUGUGAAGCUGGAUGCGGACGCAGGUGGAGCUGCAUUUGACGGUGGCGUGGACUUGCGGUAG